Molecule: messenger RNA, 2299 nt
Organism: Chiroxiphia lanceolata (lance-tailed manakin)
Lineage: Eukaryota; Metazoa; Chordata; Aves; Passeriformes; Pipridae
Gene: C22H1orf159
Product: chromosome 22 C1orf159 homolog
Exons: 11
Coding region: 670-1278 (202 amino acids)
Source: RefSeq, a predicted model, not a curated record
UUUUGUGUUCAGUGGGUGCCACAAAGAGCAGAAAGCAAAGUCUGUCCACCCACUUUCAUCUCUCCCGAGCGAAGGAGUGAAUUGAAUUAAAGCGCUGAGUUAUAUCACAAAUCCCAAAUUCGGGGGAGAAACUCUGUAUCCAAAGUCCAGGGAAAAGUUAUUUCCUGCUGAUUUCCCCAGCCUUGAGAAUAAACAGCGCUCAGUCUUUCUCUGGGGUUCUGCUCUGAGACAUUUCACCUGCUUUGGGAAAGAAGAACCCCAGUAAAACACCUUUUUUUUUUUUUUUUUUUUGCAGUAGAAGAUUUGUGAAGAGCUGCAUUUCAUGCUCAUCUGCACAGUUAUAUAAAUGCUCAGCAAAACUGCACAGGAAUUGUCUUGGUUUGUUGGGAAACAGUUGCAGUGUCGGGGAGGAAUUAGCAGCUAAACCACAAACCUCGGGGGUUUGGAGUUCCCUGAGGAGGAUGCAGAGGGACUCCUGUGUACCUGUGAGCUGAUCCUGGGUGUGGAAUCGUCUCUGCAUGGCCCAGUUUGGAACAGGCUGAUAAGGCUCCUUGUUUCUUAGCAACCCCAGCUCUGCCACAGCCAGAAACCUGCCCUGCUGCAGCUGGAGGGAAAAUUCUGAAUGUCUCAAAAGCAAACCUUAAACCGAGACCUGUGUCUUUCCUGGGCAUGGAGGUGCCAUAUGUCCUUCUCUUAACACGACUGGUGGCAGAAGUUGCCAGCAAAUCCACACAAAACUCGGUGUCAGAACCAGAAUGUUGUGUGGAUUUGUUGGAUUCCAACAGCUCCUGUCCAGCAACCAACCAGUGCAGUCCAGGUUGUUACAGGAGAUGGAAUGAGGAUGGAAGCAGCAGCUGCAUUAAAUGCAAAAAUGAAACCCUGCCUGUUUUCUCUGUUUACAACCUGACCGAGUGCAGAACUACUGGGAGCAGAGGGAUGAAUUUCCAGAUGAACAUAAGCACUGUAACUCCUUUCCUACAGAACAUAGGGGGCCCAGAAGUGGCAGCUUCCCUCAUCUUAGGGACAUUUUUCAUCAGUUUGUUCCUGAUUCUCUCUGUUGCUUCUUUCUUCUACCUCAAACGUGCCAAUAAACUUCCCAACAUUUUCUACAGAAGGAACAAAGCAUCUGUUCUCCAGCCUAGUGAAACAGCAUCCAUGAUACCUCCCCCAGCUUCUUCAGUUCGGAAGCCGCGAUACGUCCGCCGGGAACGGUCCCUGGUCACCUCCACGUCUGCUGCCAUCAUCUCCUCCUCUGAAACCAGGGUCAGCAAUGUUUAACCUCCCCUCCUGACAGAGGACCUUAACCAUUUGUGGUGUCAAAGAACCUUUUUCUGAACCCACUGAAGUGCCAGGAAAACGUUGCAAGCAGCUGACCCCGAACAGAAACCAAAUUCCUGUGUCCGAGGGUUUGUGCCAAACGUCCUCCCGGGGAUGAGCUGCUGGAGGUGACACCCAGUUCCAGGAACUCCUUUGCAAUGCACUAUUCCAGCUCUGGGGGCUCCUUUCUCUCCUGCAGGUGCUGUGUUUGAAACCUUUAAAGAAUCUGCCUUUCUUUGGAACACACUCUCUGUCCUGGCAAGUUCUUCUCCCUGUGUUGUGACGUGUCCCUGUGUCCCCAGGGCUGGCUGGCUCAGUGCUGCAGGCCAACCCCAAAUCCUGGGAUUACUCAAGGCUGUGGACUUGGGGAAGGGAGCCACUUGUAGAUGGGAACACUUAAGUGCCACUCCUUUAACAAUAUAACAAUAAUUAACAUGCAGAAUCCUUUGGAAGCAAAAAAAAUGAUGCCUGUGGAGCAUCUUCUGCCACAGCUGAGCCUGGGUUUAGCUGUGACUAUGGAGCCACCCUCCUGAUCCUGCUGCUCUUGGUGCUUUGGAAGGCCAUGGUCAAGAUGGGCCCAAUCCCAAGGGUGGGAAUUUUGGGUGGGAAGUUUUCUCAAUUGGCUUCAGCUCAGUGCUGGGAUAAAGAGCUGUUUACUGGGGGUUUGUAAACGAGAGGCUGCAAAGUCUGUCCCUGCUGGGACAACCUGGGAGCCCAAAAUUCCUGCAGGACAGUUGUCAGUGAGGGUUGGGAUGAGCUGGAGGGGUCAGGGGAACUUCUGCCAAUGCAAUAAAGGGGUUUCUUUGGUUGAGCCCUUCACUAACACACCUGAAAUGUUCAGGCCAGCACCUUAGGACAGAGCUCAGUGGGGAUUUCCUUGUUCCAACACCAGCCUAAACACCCCCCUUCCCACUCUGGAUUCUGCCCUCUCUGUGUGCCUGAGGAGUUGCUCUUGCAGGGAAUUAAAGGAGCUGUAAAAUCA